CUGCUACAGAAUAUCCUUAAAUCUUGAAAUAUUAAAUUAAAAUUGUUGUGCUUGUAUCAGUAUUUGGUUUACAUGUGAGAAUGCCCAAAACAAGAACUGGAACUUUAAAAAGGAAACAAAAUGUAGAUCAAUUUGAGGAAGAAUCAUCUAAAAUCGAGCAAAAGUUAAAUAAUGACAGAUUUAUUGCAAAGAUUGAGAGUGAUAAAAGCAAAAGAUUGGAGUAUUUGCUGGAAAAGACAAGUUUAUAUGGACAUUUUGUGUCCAAAAAUGAUAUAAAUGAAGAAAAUCAUUUAUUAACUAAAAGGUCAAAGAAGAAUGUUCGACCAAGUAGCUCUAAUGACAUGAAUUUUGAGGAAACACCAUACUUUAUUAAAAAUGGUGUAAUGAAAGAAUAUCAAAUUGAAGGUCUCAAUUGGUUAAUAUCGUUGUAUAAUAAUGGAUUAAAUGGAAUUUUAGCAGAUGAAAUGGGACUAGGAAAGACGUUGCAAUCUAUAUCAAUACUUGGUUAUUUAAAAAACGUUAAAAAAUUAAACGGACCUUUUCUAGUACUGGCUCCAAAAUCAACGAUAUCCAGUUGGGUUAAUGAGAUAAGUAAAUGGUGUCCCUCUUUGAGAACCUUAGUACUCAUUGGACACAAAUCUGAACGAGAAAAUAUUAUUAAAAAUGAGCUAUUAUAUCCAAAAAAGUGGGAUGUCUGUUUAACAACGUAUGAAAUAUGCAUGGUUACAAAAUCAAAUUUGAAACAAAUAAAAUGGUGUUACUUUAUUGUGGAUGAGGCACAUCGUAUAAAAAAUGAGAAUAGUAACAUAUUUAAAACAUGUCGUUCAUUUAACAGUAUCAAUCGUUUGUUAUUAACUGGUACUCCACUUCAAAAUAAUUUACAUGAGUUAUGGGCUUUAUUAAAUUUUUUAUUACCUGAUAUUUUCGAUAGUUCUAACGAUUUUGAUACAUGGUUUGAUACUUUUGACUGUUUAGAAAGUAAAGAUAAAACAAAGAAAUUGCAUUCUAUCUUAAUGCCAUUUAUGUUGCAGAGAUUUAAGCAAGACGUUGAAAAUUCUCUUCUGCCAAAGAAAGAAAUUACUAUUUAUGUGGGCUUAAGUGAAAUGCAACGUGAAUGUUAUAAGAAGAUACUGAAAGAUGAUAUGAAAACUGUAAACGGAAAUGGAUCUGUCUCUAAAGUAAGGCUAGCCAAUAUUUUAAUGCACUUGUUUAAAGCUGCUAACCACCCCUAUAUAUUUCCUGAUUAUGAACCUAGCCAUUUAGAGCCCUUUGGAGAACAUUUAGUAUUUAAUUCAGGCAAAAUGAUGAUUUUAGAUAAAUUGUUGAGAAGACUUAAGGAGCAAGGUUCUAGAGUUGUAAUAUUUGGUCAUUUUGCAAGAUUGUUAGAUAUAUUAGAAGAUUUUUGUCACAUGCGUGACUAUAAAUAUUUACGUUUGGGGGGAUCAACCUCUUAUGAACAACGUGAAAAUGACAUAAAAAAAUUUAAUUCACAGGGAAGUGAUAUUUUUCUAUACUUAAUUUCAACUACGGCUGGUGGUUUAGGAAUUAACUUACAAUCUGCUGAUGUUGCAAUUUUAUUGGAAUCACAUUUUAAUCCACAAGUUGAUUUGCAAGCUAUAGACAGAGUACACAGAAUAGGACAAAAGAAACAAGUUCGAGUAUUUCGUAUUAUUAGUGAAAAUACAGUAGAAGAAAAGUUAAUUGAACGAGCUAAAGUAAAAUUAAAGUUAAAUGAAGUUGUUAUACUCAAUCAAAAAGGGCGAACGGCACUUGAAAAAAGCGAGUUAAUUGAAAUUAUUCGUUUUGGCACAGAUAAAAUUUUUUCCAAAAACACUGAAACAAAUAAUUUGACUAUAACUGAUGCUGAUAUUGAUGCAAUAAUGCAGCGCUGCGAGAAUAAUACAACAGAUUUUUAUAGAUUAGAAGAUAAUAAUGGUAAUAAAGAUAACAAUAACAAUAUGGAAAAUAAAUCAAAUGAUGUGAAUUUGGAAGGAUAUUUUGGAACGGACUAUAUAUAUAACUUUGAGGGUGAAAAUUAUCGAAAAAAAUAUGAUUUAGAUACCGUAUUUGAGAUGCCGCAACGUCGAUGUCGAUCAAAAAAAUUUGUAUGAAGGGAAAUUCUAUGAUUUCUAAUUUUUACCAUCAGUAUUAUAUGAAAAUCGUAAAAAUAUCGAAAUAUUAGUACAAACAGUUAUUAAAUUUCAAAACAUACAUACUCGUAGUUAAUAAGUCGAAGCCAAAGUAUCUUACGAGAUUACUAAAAAAAAUUUCUUGAUAAACAGGCUAUGUUCCAUUAUAUUUUAAUUUAUUUUUAUGCAUUAUAUUUAUUUUUCUAUUUAAAUUUUUAUCUUUCAGUAAAAAAUUUUGAUAAGUUUUGAUAAAAAUGAAAAA
Condylostylus longicornis is the source of this 2391-nucleotide messenger RNA. Its product is annotated as chromatin-remodeling complex ATPase chain Iswi-like. Gene Ontology annotation, cellular component: nucleus; chromatin. The coding region runs from base 81 to 2111 and encodes 676 amino acids. Gene Ontology annotation, molecular function: histone binding; ATP binding; ATP-dependent chromatin remodeler activity. Gene Ontology annotation, biological process: regulation of transcription by RNA polymerase II; nucleosome organization. NCBI's taxonomy places the organism in Eukaryota, Metazoa, Arthropoda, Insecta, Diptera, Dolichopodidae. The record is from RefSeq and is a predicted model, not a curated record. The transcript is spliced from 4 exons.